UUCAGAGCAGGGGCGGUCUUUGAAAAGUUUUCAGGAAGCUCUGUCACAAAACGAAACUGUCCUAACUUUGACGAGAGGACCGUCUCGUAGCAGUUUUUUUCAACUGUUCUCACUUUUUGGUGGAAAAUGCAGAGCAGUGCCUACGGGGCCUCAUUGGCUGGCGGUGCCUUUGAUUUAGAGAGUUUUAUCAAGCAGCCACAGACCAUUUUGCGCUGCCUGAGCUGGUUAUUUGCCAUAGUGGUCUUUGCAACCAUCACUGCAGAGGGCUAUGUUAACCCAGUGACCAAGCAAGACGUCAAGUGCAUGUUUAAUGAAAAUGACAGUGCCUGCAGCUAUGGGGUGGGAAUUGGAGUCUUGGCCUUCUUGGCUUGUGUGGUCUUCCUCAUACUGGAUGCCUACUUCCCACAAAUCAGCAAUGCCAAAGAGAGAAAAUACAUUGUUACUGCAGAUUUAGUCUUCUCAGCUGCCUGGACAUUCCUGUGGUUCAUCUGCUUCUGCGUUCUGGCCAACCAGUGGUCCAAAACCAGUAGCUCUUCUGUCACCGGUGAUGCUGCACGGGCUGUCAUUGCCUUCUCCUUCUUCUCAAUUAUCACCUGGGCUCUUCUUUCCUACUUUGCUUACGGACGGUAUCGCCAAGGCGUCAGUGACUUUGGCCAGGAGUACAGAGACCCUGCAAAUGACCAAUUCCCUCCUGCGUCAUAUCCCAGCAGCAGCGGCCCUCCAGGCUACCAGCAGUCGCCUUUCUCCCACGGCCAGGAUCAGCCAGGGGAGUACCAACCUCCAGCUUAUUGAUGGACUAAGAUUCAAACACAUGAAUCCAACAGGGAAGUUUUAAGGAAAGAUGCAUACCAACGGUUCUAUAUACAUCUUGAACUGUUCACUGCACUCCACAUUUCUUCCUGCAGAGCUUGUUUUGGGUGCACUGAUGGUUUUAUGUUUUUAAUGAGUCCAUUUCAUUUUUGGAGAUAGUUUGAUGGGAGUUUGCCAUGUUGCUUACACACAGCAGCUUUAAAGUGAUAUUUUAUGUUUGGAAGUGUUCCUGAUAAGAGAAAGUAGGAAUGUGCCAACAGGUUAUUUCAGUGCCCUUUUUUGGUUAAGUGAGCAUUUUAAUACCAUUUAUUUUGUUGCAGGGAAAUCUGCUUUAAAUUGCUAAGUUGGAUAGUUAAUUUUGAAUCUGUUACUGUUCAGUGCAUAUAAACACAUUGCCAUUACUUUCAGGUUCAUGUAAAACAGUGCAGGAUUGAUGCACUUAGGAAUGUUUUGUAAUUUGACCACAAAAAAUAUUUAAUCAGGGUGCAUUGAAUGUAUUCCCUUUUACUACUGUAAUGCAAAGUCAUUUUUCUUUUUAAUAAUCAACCACUGAAAAAAUGCUUUUAUGCACUGAAAAAAAGUGUGUUUCUUUGGGUAGUUGAUCGCCAAUAUCUGAUUGAAGAUAGUUAAUUUUAUUCUUUCAGUUCCUACUAGUUAAAUUUUUAUAUUUUAAAAAAGAUUUUGUUUAAGGUAGCCAAACCAUUUAUCUGUAUCAGCUACCUCUGUUGUAGGUCUAAGUGCCUUUCUUGAGUGCAGUUGACAGUUUAUUUUUAUCGGAAAUAUCCAAUUAUGCCAUAGACUUGUCAGAAAUUUGGAGACUUUGGGAUAAGAAAAAAACAUAUUUAUUGUCUGGACAAUCAAACCACACUUUUUCCUGUGUUACUUUCCAGCUGACUCCACUAUGAUCACACUGUAGUUCCUCCUUUUCCAUAUGUUGCAGUUUCACUGUUGUACUCAGUGGCUUUACAUGACUUCCCAUUUAAGUGCCUUUUACAGUAUUCUGUAUCACACAGGGUUUGCCAAAUAAAAAGACCUUUUUUUGUUUUAAA
This is a messenger RNA of Cheilinus undulatus (humphead wrasse), 1859 nucleotides long. It is a transcript of the gene syngr2a, whose product is annotated as synaptogyrin 2a. The record is from RefSeq and is a predicted model, not a curated record. The transcript has 4 exons. The coding region runs from base 127 to 792 and encodes 221 amino acids. NCBI's taxonomy places the organism in Eukaryota, Metazoa, Chordata, Actinopteri, Labriformes, Labridae. Gene Ontology annotation, cellular component: synaptic vesicle membrane; neuromuscular junction.